AAGCGCAGUCGAACCAACUAUUUGAAAUAUAAGCAACAACAUUGAGGGGCGGCGAGGAACAGUUUUGGUUUAAGAAUGCGGGGAGGCGUUAUUGGAAGUAUAAGCUUCCUUGCCUUCCUGUUGUUCCAUUACACGAAUGGUCAAAAUAUUUUAUUAAACUCGCAAGCUCAGGAUUUAAAAGAAGAUUUAAGUGAAGCCAAGGCAUCGAAUGAAGAUGUUAUAUUGAAAAGUACUGAAAGUGAUUAUCCAAAUAAUAUUUCUGGUAGUAAUGAUAACGACAAAAAUACAAAAUCACAAGAUGUUUUAAAGCCCGAGAGUCGAAUUUUAUUUGAAACUUACCAACCAUUGAUUUCUUCUAAAGAAGUGACUGAAAACAAAGAAGAGGAAAAUUUAAACACUAAAGAACUAAAAUCUGCAGAAGAUGAAGAAAAUGAUAUAAACCCGGAGGGAAAAUCUAGUUACAGUUCGGCGAUUGCAACCACAAGCAAUUCAUUUAGCAACAGCUUUGCUAAAGCAACUGCUAUAUCAUCAGGCGGAUACGGUUCCUUUUCACCAUAUGGAACUCAUUUGCCAAACUCAGCUUCUAGCUUGGCUCAAGCACAUAGUAAUGGUAAUGCCCAAGCUGCAGCGUCAUCCCAAAGCAACUCCUACUAUAGAUCAACACAUGGUUUUGCUCCGCCAAGUCCGUCCUUGGGACUAGGAUCUUUAUCCCUGGCGAAUGCUAAUGCGCAGUCUACGGGUUAUGGAAGAUGGAAUCCAUUUGUGUCCAGUCCAGACGUAAAUUAUGCAUCAGGAAUGGCACAAGAGCAAUCAGAUUACGGGAACUCUUACGGAUUAGAAUUUUAUAAACCAGAUUUUAGUUAUGAUCCGGCAGCAGCUGAUUCAAGUGGAUGGGUUCCGUAUGGUCCAGAGAGUUAUCCCGACCAAAGCUACACGGCAGAAGGUCAGGCAUCAAUGUCGUUAGCGUUUUAUGAACCAGGACGAGUAAGGCAAAUUUUACCUCAGGAAUACAUAAUUCCUCAAUCAACUUCCGGAUAUGAUGAAAUUGUAUGCAGGCGAGCUGGUGAUUUAUACAGCAUACUAACACUGGACAAUAGAUGUCUGAUAUGUACGUGUAGGGCAGUCCUUGGGCAAUUGAGGCCUGUAUGUACCAGCUGUGACGCCUGUUUCGCACUACCAUUACCGGAACCGGAACCGGAACCGAUACCGGUGCCAAUACCGGUGCCGCCGCCUGAGCCACAAUUGUCAUGCUCACCCCUACCAGAGGACACGCCUUUCCAGAAUCCAUUGAAUCCGUGCCAAAUAUGUAUUUGUGCUCAUGUAUACAAUGCGAUCGGACAGCUCGACAUACAGAUAGACUGUCAGGAUAAUCCAGAAUGCCGAUUGCCUGCUGAUAUCAUUCCGAUACCACCCAUGCCUGAACCGCCGGUACCGGUGCCAAUGCCCCUUUGCGAGAAGUUCCCAUCCGAAAUACUUUUCCCACAUCCAACAGAAAGUUGCAGAAUUUGCAAGUGUGUCGUCGAGAUAUUGUCAUUUGGUAUACCGGAGCAACGUAUUAUAUGUAUCCCAAUCCCUGAAUGCGAACAAUCCUGGCUAGAACCGGAACCAUACCCCAUUAUUGAGCCAGUACCCGAGCCAGAACCAUGGCCAAUUCCAGAACCCUUACCUUCACCCCCGGAACCAUGGCCUAUAGUUGAACCAGAACCAUGGCCAAUUCCAGAUAUACUGCCGCCUGCACCUGAACCCUGGCCUAUUAUUGAGGAACCAUGGCCAAUUCCAGAUAUACAGCCACCUGAAUCCUGGGAAAUCAUCGAACCUUUACCACCAAUGCCAGAACCUUGGUAUCCAGAUGAACCAAUUGAACCAUGGCCCGUUAUUGAGCCUUUACCAGAACCAUGGCCUGCUCCAGAAUACCCACCUUGGCCUCCACAACCCUCAGAACCUGAAAUAUGGCCUGAUAUUGAACCCUUACCCCCAGCUCCAGAACCUUGGCCAAUUCCAGAACAAUAUCCGCCAUCUCCAGAACCCUGGCCGAUUCCAGAACAAUAUCCGCCAGCUCCAGAACCUUGGCCGAUUCCAGAACAAUAUCCGCCAGCUCCAGAACCUUGGCCGAUUCCAGAACAAUAUCCGCCAGCUCCAGAACCUUGGCCGAUUCCAGAACAAUAUCCACCAGCUCCAGAACCUUGGCCGAUUCCAGAACAAUAUCCACCAGCUCCAGAACCUUGGCCGAUUCCAGAACAAUAUCCACCAACUCCAGAACCUUGGCCGAUUCCAGAACAAUAUCCGCCAGCUCCUGAACCUUGGCCGAUUCCAGAACAAUAUCCGCCAGCUCCAGAACCUUGGCCAAUUCAAGAAAUAGAGUUGCCAGAACCUAUGCCACUUCCAGAACCACAACCAUUACCUUGGCCACCUGUGUUACCUGAUGCAUCACUUAGUCCUCUACCUGGACCACCACCUCAUCAAUCAUGUCAACCUUAUCCACCGAACAUGCCAUUCCAACAUCCAUGGGAUGAAUGCAGAGUUUGUGUGUGCAGUGAGUUCCAUGCGAUCGGUAUCACCAACAUUGAAGUUAACUGUUACACGAAACCAUCGUGCUGCGUUGAACUACCAUUCCCAGAACCAUAUCCCGAACCAUUACCCCUCCCCCCACCAAUUCAACAAACAAUUCCUCAACCUAUUCAGUAUAUAGAGCCACAGUUUCCGGCUUUACAACUAACUUCAGAUCAGAUCUGUCAAUAUCAAGAUAUCGGAUCCGAAUUUAUAAGCCCCGAAGACGUCUGUAAAGUGUGCUCCUGUCAACUAUUCGGAAACUAUGUUGCUCCAGUCUGUAGACGCUCUAGGAGGCCUGAAUGUGCGGUAUCAACGGAUCUGCCGUCGUUUAACAACGUAGUGUUUAUUGAGCCAAAGUGUCGUUAUCGACUUCCGAAUCAGCCAUACGUGGUGGAUUGCAACGUGUGUUCCUGUCAACCUGUUUUUAAUUACGUCAUCGCUCGAUGCACCCCACAACCUAGCUGCGAUGUUUUAUCACCAUUAGCUCCGGGUGGAUCAUACAGCAAUGCAGAAGCGAGUGCUUCUGCGAAUUACAAUUCAUACGGAUUAGGUGAUUCGUCUUUGGCUCAAGCAUCAUCUAAUUCUCUGUAUACCCACUCAGCAGAAGCAAUCGCACAUGCUCAGUCAAACGUGAACACAAAUAUGGGAGGCAGUUCUGCCUACGCUGAAAGCUUGUCCAAUUUAGGCAACAAAUAUCCUUACGGCAUAAAUUUCCCCGGAUCAUAUGACAUUUCAUCAUCUGCCCAAGCUAAUGCCGUAGCUAACGUGCCAAAUGGCAAUGCGUAUCCCUAUUAUGAUGAAAAUUACUAUGGUACCGCUCAUAGUCAAGCCGCCGAACAAGCGGCGUACUCUCAAGCAAUGGCCAGUGCAACGCAGAAUUCCUUCAAUCAGUUCGGCAGUCAAGCUUUUGGCUCAGCAGAGGCUUUAGGUAAUAGUCAAUAUGGCCUGUAUGGAGGGUAUCCCUACUAUAACGGAAUGCUAGAUGUAAAUCAAAUGCAACCGGGAUCUCUGGCGACAUCUGAACUUUAUCAAGGUCUAUACCAAAAGCCUGUGACCCAAACGACAGGAAUGUAUCAAGCGGGUAUGUCUGGAUGGGACAAUUCAGUUAGCGAACAAGGCAUAAGUUUGCAGAGUUUGCAGCAAAUUUCGGCGAUUUCCGGUCGGCCAUUAAUACGUUCCGGCCCAGGCUUGUGUAACUACGCGGGAGACAAGUAUCACCACAACUGCCAGGCAUGCUUCUGUUUCCAGGAUAGAAAUGGAAACCUGUUUACACUCUGCUUAGGCAAUCCUUGCUCAAAGUAAGAGUUCGAUGAUUGAUUGACCUUAACGGACUACGAUAGUAUAAUUUAGGUUAAAUAGUUUUAAUAAGGCAUGUAGAGACAAAAGCUCAUUCCUAUUUUAAUAAAUACCUACUAAGCGUAAA
Messenger RNA from Pieris rapae (cabbage white), 3973 nucleotides. RefSeq lists its product as uncharacterized. The record is from RefSeq and is a predicted model, not a curated record. The transcript is spliced from 26 exons. Bases 76 to 3852 code for a protein of 1258 amino acids. Lineage: Eukaryota; Metazoa; Arthropoda; Insecta; Lepidoptera; Pieridae.